This is a messenger RNA of Rhipicephalus sanguineus (brown dog tick), 888 nucleotides long. RefSeq lists its product as uncharacterized. The coding region runs from base 1 to 888 and encodes 295 amino acids. The record is from RefSeq and is a predicted model, not a curated record. Lineage: Eukaryota; Metazoa; Arthropoda; Arachnida; Ixodida; Ixodidae. The transcript has a single exon.
AUGCAUUUGGUCUGCCUGGGUGUGAUGCGGUGGAUGCUCAGAAACUGGGUGAGCAGAGGCCAGGGUCCUAGGGCAAGCAGGUUGGGCAGAUUUGAGCGCUGCAAACUUAACGAUUGUUUGCGAGAAUGUGCAAAUGCCUUUCCCAGCUGCUUCCAAAGAAAGCCAAGGGGAACAGAAGAACUGGACCGCUGGAAGGCAUCAGAAUUCCGUACAUUCCUUCUCUACGUGGGGCCUGUGGUGCUUAAAUCUGUGCUUCCAGCGUCACAGUACCAGCACUUUCUGUUGUUCCACGUGGCAAUCAGAAUACUGGUUUAUCCACAUUACCAUCUGGAAUACAACCAGUUUGCCCGUGACCUGCUGCGAUACUUUGUUCAGGAAUUUGGCAAACUGUAUGGCAGUAAGCAGCUCGUGUACAACGUGCACACCCUCAGCCAUCUUGCGGAACAGUGCUUGGUCCAUGGGCCCCUUGAUGAAUUCAGCGCCUUCCCUUUUGAGAACCACUUGGGGAAAAUGAAGAAGCUGCUGCGCUCCUCUAACAAGCCACUCGCUCAACUCAGCAGGAGGCUGUCAGAGAUGAGGCAUCUGACUCCGAAGGCACAGAAGCAAGGGCCCUGUCAACUAAAAGCAGGAGACUGUCUUUUGCUGGAUGAUGGACCGGCUGUUGUGUUGGAGGUGAAUGACAGCAGUUUUAAAGCCGCAGCCCUACAAAAUCCAAGGGACUUUUACAAAGUACCACUCCAGUCAUCCUGGCUUUGCAUAUAUAAAUGUGAUGCCGCUAGUGGUGAUGUGAAAACUUGGCGGCUUGAAGACCUUCGUGGCAAAACACAGUGCCUUAAACUGCGGCGCAAGCGCAACUACAUAGUUUUCCCUUUGUUGCACCUGCAGUGA